This is a messenger RNA of Anoplopoma fimbria (sablefish), 1083 nucleotides long. RefSeq names its product family with sequence similarity 131 member Ab (gene fam131ab). The transcript is spliced from 4 exons. The record is from RefSeq and is a predicted model, not a curated record. The coding region runs from base 19 to 1083 and encodes 354 amino acids. Lineage: Eukaryota; Metazoa; Chordata; Actinopteri; Perciformes; Anoplopomatidae.
GUUGAUGACACCGUUGAAAUGUUACCAAAAUCAAGAAGAGCUCUCACCAUUCAAGAGAUCGCUGCGUUAGCGAGAUCUUCCCUGCAUGGUAUUUCCCAGGUAGUGAAGGACCAUGUGACAAAGCCUACAGCCAUGGCUCAGGGCAGAGUGGCCCACCUGAUAGAGUGGAAAGGCUGGUGUAAGCCCAUGGACACUCCAGCAGCCCUGGAAUCGGACUUCAACUCUUACUCGGACCUCACUGAGGGAGAGCAGGAGGCCCGCUUCGCUGCCGGUGUGGCAGAGCAGUUUGCCAUAGCGGAGGCGAAGCUGAGGGCCUGGUCGUCUGUGGACGGCGACGAGUCCAACGAUGACUCAUAUGACGAGGACUUUCUGCCUGCCAACGAGCCCACCACACAGAGCACAGAUGUGUCAUCAUAUCCGCCCUACUUGAAGGACCUGAUCCACAGCCAGCUUUGCCAACACCUGGGCCUGCGAGGGCCCUGUGGCGAGGGUGGAGGAGGCGGCGGAGAGGGCGGUGGCAGCGGAGAGCCCUCCCCCACGGCGGGCUCCCCGGACACCUUAUGCUCCAGCCUCUGCAGCCUGGACGAGCAACACCCGCUGCUGCGCGACCUGGGCGGCCACCGCGGCACCCACUCCUACAGCAGCGCCGCCGAGCUCGCCGCCAAGAUCCUGUCGGCGCUGCAGGGAGGGGAGGAGCUUCUGCUGGCCCGGCUCCAGCGGGCGGCACAGAGCGGGCUUGGCGGCGGCGGUGGCGGCGGCGGUGGCGGUGGCGGCGGCGGGGACUCCGGGUUCCACAGCCUGGGCGGAGGUGGGCGGGGCAUCAGGCCCUGCGGGGGUCAGGACUCCCCUUGCUACUCCAUGUCUUACUCUGAGACGUACCUGUCACCCGGCGAGGACGACGACAGCACCUGCAAGGACUAUGAGAGCACCGUGUGCCAGGUGGAGGCCGAGGGCAACCCGCCUGCCUACGACCCCCGCAGGAGGGUCUCCGAUGUGGCCUCCUCCGGGGUGGUGUCUCUGGACGAGGAGGACGAAGAGGAGGAGGAGGAGGAGAGGGCAGCAGAGCCAAACGACAGUGUUUAA